This is a messenger RNA of Polypterus senegalus (gray bichir), 13323 nucleotides long. It is a transcript of the gene pkhd1l1.1, whose product is annotated as PKHD1 like 1, tandem duplicate 1. Lineage: Eukaryota; Metazoa; Chordata; Cladistia; Polypteriformes; Polypteridae. The record is from RefSeq and is a predicted model, not a curated record. Bases 1 to 12825 code for a protein of 4274 amino acids. The transcript is spliced from 78 exons.
AUGACCAUGGGGCCCGGCCGCUGGCUACCGGCCUUGCUGUGGCUCACCUACUUCACCUUCACAGGUUAUGCACAGUAUGUCACUCAAAUUCAACCAAAUGAUGGAAGUUUAAAUGGAGCAACGAUAGUCACCAUUCUUGGCAGUGGAUUUUCCCAGGCAAAUCAGUUUAACUACGGACCGGGUGAAAGUCAACUCGGCAAUAGCGUGAUGAUGGUCUCAAAUACGAGGUCAAUCCCCUGUGACGUGAAUAAAGACUCAUCUCGUGCAUCAGUAAUCACCUGCCACACCAGACCAAUGCCUGAGGACAACUAUGUGGUCCAAGUCAGUGUGGACGGGGCGAUGAUCCCUCAGAGCAACAUGUGCAAUGGCAACUACAACUCGUACUACUGCAGUUUUUAUCCACGAAGUUACAGAACACCAACAAUCAGCCAGAUCACACCUCAGACUGGAUUGCCAGGAUCCCUCAUUACAAUCAGGGGCAUAAUCUUCACUGACGUCUACGGCAGCAACACUGCGCUGAGCUCCAAUGGCCUAAAUGUCAGGAUUUUAAGAGUUUACAUCCGGGGAAUGCCGUGCGUACUUCUCGUGCCCAAUUCUGACACCCGCUAUGGCCUCGCCCUGGAUAAUCAGUACAGUUACUGGGGAACAAUGACGUGCAGAAUUACGUCCACUUAUGUGGGUCACCAUAAUGUGAGCUUCAUUCUCGACAGCGAUUACGGCAGGAGUCUCCCUGACCUGAGCACCUACUUCAUCUCCGCUCUCAAUAAGCUGGCAAUGUUUCAGUCGUAUGCAGAGGUAUACAGCAUUUUCCCAUCUGCUGGAAGCCUGGAAGGAGGAACCAUUUUAACAAUAAAUGGGAAUUACUUUGAUCAGACAAACAGCCCAGCGAGAAUUCUAGUGGGAGGUCAGGACUGCCCGCUACUGAGCUUAUCGAACAAUGUGAUAAUCUGCACGGUCCCUGCACAGCCGGUGACGAACAGGACGCUGUUUGGAGGUGGAAGGGGCCUACAACUGGAAGUUUGGAACAACACCGCUCCCCAGACUCUCGAUGACGUCCUGGCGUAUGACACCUCAAUGCCAGGCUACUACGCCAUGUGGGUGGAUUCCAGCUCCUACGCCUGGCCUGCCAACUACAACAACUUUGCUGCCCGUCUCAGUGGCUUCUUCACGCCGACGGUGACAGACGACUACAGAUUUUACAUCAAAGGGGACGAUCGCUGUGCUCUCUACUUCAGCCAAACGGGACUUCCCAAAGAUAAGGUGAAGAUCGCUUACCUGACCUCGACGAGCGGAAGCUUUUUCAACGACCCAAAACAAGCAUCCCAGUUGAUGCAUCUUGAGGAAGACCAGGAGUACUAUAUUGAAAUAUUAUUCCAGCAAUAUAGCAGUAAAGCAUUUGUCGACUUAGCAGUUUAUCAGAAGAAUACGUCCUUUACUGCACUGCAGACUCCUAAUGCCAUCAGUGAAGUUCAGGUCAUCAACACGCAGAGCAUCGUUUUAAAUGAGAAACAGGAAAUUUGUUUCGAGAACUGGACAUCAGAGACUCCAGUGAAAGAAGUUCAACAGAUUGUGGUUAACAGCAGCUGUUUCAGCCUGGGCUACUGUGCUUAUCUGCAGUACACCCUGAUAUAUAACAAUGAAAAAACAGCCCCCAUCCCGGUUGACGCCUCAAGUGAUGUCAUUCAGAAGGCUUUAAAUGCCUUUGACUCAAUCAAGCCAGACAACGUCGUGGUGACAAAGACGGAGAGUGCCAGCGGGUCUGUGUACACCGUGACAUUUGAUUCUACUCGAGGCGAUUUCAAUGUCCUCCAGUAUGACACGGGUGGAAGUAACAUCAGCAUCAGCAUCUCUGAAAUAACCCAAGGCAAGCCCGCCCUGGACACGUUCACCUUGAUGUGGGAUGGGGUGACGUCCAGUCCCCUUUCAGCCAAUGCAACGGCCGGCCAGGUCAAUGGCGAGCUGUGGGGUCUGCUCAGUGCCAAAUGUCCAAGCAGCAUAAACGGCUACACUGAAGGUCCACAAGUGAAGUACUUCAGGGACUAUGAGAAGGCCGCUGAGAUGCCAACAGGAAACCAGAGGGGGAGACGGGUGUUCAACACGGAGGCUUUCUGUGGAUCUUACAGUCUUAUGACCCCCCACAUACUGUUUGAUUCCAACGACGUGAGAAGCUCAGGACUGCCAUAUGGCAACGUUUCACUUCUCACUUACAACACGCUUUGCUUUGCGUACCGAGGAUUCAUCAGCAAUACCAUUGGCGUGACGUUCUCCUACGUCCAGACAGGCGCCAACUCCCCAAGUACCUCGAAUGGCCUGUUGGUGGUCGACAUUACUCAGGGGGCUGAGUGGCAGUACACCUGCAUUGACCUUCGGCAGCUUUUGCAGGCCUCAUAUCCUGGAUCUUUUUAUUCGCUCCAACAAAUUACUCUUUCCCAGAGCGCUCCAAACCAGGAUUUCUUCAUCGACACGGUCUACUGGGGAAGUGGACCUUCAUCAUUCAGUCCACCAGAUUUGCUUUUGAGGAGAAAUGCUGCUUUGGCAGAACGAGGGGUCUUUGUGCAGAACAUCGAUGUGGUGAAGAGCCAAGAAGCGGGGACUUCCAAUAACUGCUACACAAUCUCAAUCACCCCCUACAACUGCGGAUGUGAUUUUCCAUUGUUGGGUAUCGCCUUCGCACAGGUUCUUUCUGGAGAUGGUGAGACGACUGCCACCUACGGAGGGUCCAACUGGGACGUUGAGGCGACUGUGAGAGUAACGAGACUUCAGCCUGCAUCUCCACCAGUCGGCGGCGCAUUUGACCUGAGCAUCUAUGGACAAGUGGUCAAUGGUAUCCCUGUGAAUAGUUCAGCUCUGGACCUGCAGUAUGCUUUAGAAAGCAUUCCACAAAUGGGGCAACUGGGGGUUUCCAGGAGUGGAGAUUGUCGCGGCUACUCGUGGACAGUGACGUGGCUGAGUGUGCCAGGGGACCAGCCGCCCUUUGAGAUCGACAGCUCAUCAGUCACCGGGGUCAAUGCGUCCGUUACAGCGUAUACUCUAACAGAUGGCGGGGCAAUGAGGCAGCACAUCUUCGGAGACGCCUUACGUGUGCCCAGCACUGAGCCUCAGGUUCAAGUUUAUAUCAAUGAUAUCAUGUCACUGUGCUCAGGAAACUGCACCUAUCAGUGGGACCCGAUGAAAACACCAGUUGUUUCAGCAAUAACUCCAACCAAUGGAUCAUCAGCUCUGGGAACCAUUCUGACAAUAACAGGCACCAGACUGUCAAGUUCCUCGGCCAACGAGAGCACAUCUGUUUCUAUUGGAGGAGCAAACUGCACUGUUACCCAGAUAAGCGACACCCAAAUCACGUGUGAAGUUGGAGACGCAGUGGCUGGAUCCGCUCCAGUGACGCUCUACGUGCCGGACGUCGGCUUGGCUCAAAGCCCCUUCACCUUCACCAACCUGCUGGGAGUGACGAGUGUGUCCCCUCUGAAUGGCAGCAUAGCAGGAGGGACUGUACUUACGCUAACUGGAUACGGAUUUGGCCCAGACACCACCAUCACAAUGAAUGAGCAGCGUUGCACGGUUUUGAAAGUAAAUCGAAACGCAGUCCAGUGCCAGACGCCUGCAGCAGCUCCUGGUGCUGUCACUCUGACGGUGAGGACGGCUGGAAUGGAGGAAUCCCUUGACAUGACUUUCACAUACAACAUGGCAGUGACCCCCAUCAUUGAGAGCAUCAGCCCUCAGACCACUAAUGUGAAGGGGAACACCAGCCUUACUAUUUCAGGAAGCCAAUUUGAGUCCCAAAGCUCGGUCUUAAUCGGCAAUUCAAACUGUGAGAUAACCGAAUGGACAAGCAGUACCAUCAUCUGCACUCUACCAGUCCUCCCACCGGGCACCUACAAUGUCCUCCUGAAAGUUGGAAACUGGGGAUACGCCAAAGCGAGCGAUGGCGUCAGCACUUCUAUCGAGUAUGUUCUGGAGAUCAACAGCGUGUCUCCUCUUGAAGGCUCCAUGUACGGUGGCACCACGAUUUCAGUGACGGGCUCAGGGUUCAGUACAAAUCCCAACGACAUGCAAGUCUUAAUGGGGAACAACAUCUGCAAAGUAACCGCGGCCACAGAAAGCGAACUGGAAUGCGUUGUUCAGCCUGUUGGAAACCUCUACAAGGUCACCAAUCUUGGCAUUGAUAUCAACAGAGGCAUCGGCUACGCUUGGACGCCGUCAUCUUUGGAGGUGUUUGUUGGAGACACGGUUCAAUGGCAGUGGCAGGCUCAGUCCCUCAUUGGUGGAAUUGGCUACCGGGUUUUCAGCGUUGCCAAUCCUGGCGAUACCACCUUUAGCGGCCGGGGAUUUAACAGCGGGCCAAGCAGGACACCAUCUGGGUUUUUCCAGUACCAGUUUUUGGUUCCAGGGGUGUAUUAUUACAGCAGCGGCUACAUCGACGCAGCCCAAACCACAUUCCUCCAAGGAGUGGUCACCGUCCAGGCCUUUCCAGACAGCCAUCAGCAGGUUCACAUCUCCGUCGCUGGACAAGAAGCUAAUUAUGUGCCAACCACCCCUCGCUCUAGACGUGACGUGAAUGAUUGUACAGAGACGGCUCUGAACUGCAGCUUGACAUCUACCCUUAACACAAGCGGAGACAGCUUCUUCUUCCAUUUCUCCAGUUGUUACUCUCCCACCAUAACAGGCAUCAGCCCCUCCAGUGGGACCAUCUAUGAUGUGCUCACCAUCAUGGGCACAGGAUUCAGUGAUAUUGCCUGUGCUAAUCAAGUAACUGUCGGAGGUCAUCCUUGUGAAGUCAUUAGCAGCACAUCCACAGAAAUUAAUUGCACGGUGAAUCCAGAAAACGUCUUGCCCGUGGGUAUUGCUGAACGAGUGGCCGUGAGGGUGAAUAAUCUGGGCAAUGCCAUCAGCACAAUCAUCAAUGAACUUGAUCGCCGAUUUGUUCUGUUGCCGGUUAUCAGUUUUAUCAGUCCCAGUGCUGGAUCAACCACAGGACACACACGGGUGACCAUUCAGGGCUCUGGGUUUACGGGACACAACAGCUCCUUAGGAGUGACAGCAGUCAACUUGGCCUGCGCCACUGUGUCUGUGAACUACACAACCAUCAUCUGUGAUACAGCGCCCUCUAGUGCAAGAGCUGGGACAGUUCAGGUUUCAGUAAAUGGAAUCUCUGCGGCCUGCCAUUCCGACUGCUCUUUUCAAUACACGGCAUCCUCAACUCCUGCAGUCGAGAGUCUGACCCCCAGCACAAUAGACAGCAACUCAACACUCCUUUCUCUUAAUGGGACAGGCUUUGGAAACAACACUGAAGAUGUCAUCGUCUUCAUCGGCAACUUUACCUACCAGCCAAGUGAGGUCACUGACACCGAGAUCACCUGCCCCAUUGGGCCGCUGCCGGCUGGAAGUUACAAUGUGAACGUUGUGGUGAUGAGCAAAGGGUUAGCCUCUGGCAGCCUCACCAUAUCCAGCGUUGCAAGUGCCACGCUUUCACCAAACUCUGGGAGCAUCCUCGGCGGGACAACACUCCUCAUCGCUGGGAAUGGAUUUGAUCCAGGCUACACGACCGUCUCCGUGGGGAGCGCCCUUUGUCCCAUCACGUAUAUUUCAACAAGUGAAAUUGAGUGUGUAACACCUGCGCAUAACCAAGGAAACGUGAAUGUGAUAAUCCAAGUUCGGUCCACCGUCUACCCUUCAUUAAACUUUCUGUACUCGCAGACAAACACUCCGGUCAUCAGUCUGGUCAGUCCAACAACAGGAGCUUUUGGAACUGUCAUCUCCAUUAAUGGAUCCAGGUUUGGCGCUGCAGUUCAAGACAUCUUUGUGAACAUCGGAGACGUCCCUUGCAUUGUCGAGACUGUCUCUGAUUCCCAGGUUCUGUGCUCAGUUGGAAGCCACUCAGGCGGGUCCUUCCCAAUUGUUCUUCGACAUGCCGUUCUGGGAUACGCCUCAUCCAGUGUCUCCUUUGAAUAUGAAUUGCUGAUUACGUCAGUCACACCAAAUGAAGGGAGCUUUGGCGGUGGUUCCAUUCUCGAGCUGGAAGGAGCUGGAUUUGAUGGGCUGUUCUCACGCGUAUCUGUGUGCGGCGGCUCGUGCAUAGUGGACACGCAGAGAUCUAACACAAGCACCUUGUAUUGUGAGGUGCCACCUUCUAAUGGUACAGGGACGCAGCUGGUCUGUGACGUGAGCGUUGUCAAUGGAAACGCAUCAGUGACCUCACAACAAGCCUUCACCUAUAAAUCUUCACUGACCCCCGUAAUUACAAGUGUGUCCCCCAGAAGAGGUGGCACUGGUGGUGGCACAAGCCUUACUAUCACGGGAUCAGGCUUCAGUUCCACCAGCAGUGACGUCCAGGUGACAAUAGCUGGGACACCUUGUGAUGUGCAACUCGCCAGCACCACUCAGAUUAUUUGUGUCACCAACAACAACUCGCAGUCCCAGCAGACUUACGUGAAAGUGAACAUUGGAGGAAAUGGAAUUGCCAAGCUGGAUAACGCCAGUUUCUUUUAUAUUGAUGUCUGGUCAUCCAACUUUACGUGGGGUGGGGACUCGCCGCCCGACGCGGGAUCUCUGGCUGUCAUUUCCCCAGGACAGACAGUCCUACUGGACGUAAGCACCCCAGUACUGAAGAUGCUUCUGAUUCAAGGUGGAACUUUAAUCUUCGACGAAGCCAACAUUGAGUUAAAGGCAGAAAACAUCUUAAUUGCCAAUGGAGGGACUCUGCAGAUUGGGACAGAAGCUGCCCCCUUCCAGCACAAGGCUAUAAUUACUCUUUAUGGCCAGCUUCGUUCGCCUGAACUUCCAGUGUACGGCGCCAAGACCCUUGCAGUUCGAGAAGGAGUCCUUGACCUUCACGGCAUACCCAUCCCCGUCACAUGGACCCGACUGGCACAGACAGCAAACGCAGGCUCCUCUACUUUACAGCUGCAGCAGCCUGUGACCUGGAACGUGGGCGACGAAAUUGUUAUCGCAUCUACUGGAAACAGACUCAGCCAGGGUGAAAAUGAGCUGAUGGUCAUUCAGUCCAUAUCUCCAGAUGGAAAGACUUUGACGCUGACCCAGCCCUUGCAGUACACGCACUUAGGGGUGUCGGUAACGCUGCCAAACGGAAAAGUGUUUGAAGCGAGAGCAGAAGUGGGAGUUCUAACGCGAAACAUCGUCGUGCGGGGGUCGAACAACGAUGAAUGGAAUGACCGGAUACCAGCCUGCCCCGACGGAUUUAAUCCUGGUGAAUUUGCAGUUCAGACGUGUUUCCAGGGUCGAUUUGGAGAAGAAAUUGGCAGCGACCAGUUUGGAGGCUGCAUCAUGUUCAACGCCCCCCAGCCCAGUAUGAACCUGGCCAUUGGGAGGAUAGAGUAUGUGGAAGUAUUUCAUGCUGGCCAAGCUUUCAGACUUGGGCGUUAUCCGAUCCAUUGGCACCUCAUGGGAGACAUUAACUUCAAGUCCUAUGUCCGAGGCUGUGGUAUCCAUCAGACAUAUAACAGAGCGGUCACGAUCCACAAUACGCAUCAUCUGCUGGUCGAGAAGAACGUCAUCUACGAUAUCAUGGGCGGCGCAUUCUUCAUUGAAGAUGGCAUCGAGACAGGAAACAUUCUCCAGUACAACCUGGCUGUGUUUGUCAAGCAGAGCACCAGCCUUCUGAAUGAUGACGUGACUCCAGCAGGGUACUGGGUGACCAACCCAAAUAACACGGUCCGCCACAACGCAGCAGCUGGGGGGACACACUUUGGGUUCUGGUACAGAAUGCACGAUAACCCCGAUGGACCAUCCUAUACCCCCAACGUCUGCCAGAAGCGGGUGCCACUUGGGCAAUUUUAUAAUAACACUGUCCAUUCUCAAGGGUGGUUUGGAAUUUGGAUUUUUCAAGAAUAUUUUCCAAUGCAGCAAGGGUCCUGUAACUUGAAUGUCCCCCAGCCAGCAGUUUUUGAUUCCCUGACAACUUGGAAUUCUCAGAAAGGAGCCGAGUGGGUGAAUGGCGGAGCUCUGCAGUUUAAAGAUUUUGUGGUUGUGAAUAACGAACUCGCUGGAAUUGAAAUGAAACGAAUUUUGUCUUCCUAUGUGAAAGGCUGGGGUGAAACAAGUGGCGCCAUGAUUAUGAAUGCCACUGUGGUCGGACACUUGGACCAGCUUGGCCUUGGCCCUAACCAGUGCUCCACCAGAGGAAUUGUUCUUCCAUUUGAUGAAGGACUCACUGUGGAAGCAAUCAAUUUUGUCAACUUUGACCGCUCGGGCUGUGCCGCCAUCGGUGUGACAUCGAUUGAUGGAACUUGUACUGACAGAUGUGGAGGCUGGAGUGCGAGAUUUAGUGGCGUUCAGUAUUUUAAUACCACCAACAAGGCCCGCUUCAGAUGGGAACAUGAAGUGGUUCUGGUUGACACUGACGGGACGCUACAGAAAAGAAGCUCCAUGGAGCACGAAGGUGAAAUGGAAAGACCCGAAACAAAAGCAAUACGAGUCACACAAAGUCCCAAUCCAGAAUCCAAACAGAGUGGUCGAAAAAACAGCAAGAAGGUCAAAGUUCCAAACCAUACAAAAGGCACAAGAAAUGCCAACUACAAGGUGGUUGCCCAAAGUGCCCUGCUGGAUCCUGCGCACUGUGCUCCUCCGACACCUGAAUGGAGUGCGGGCUUCCCGGGCUCAGUAUGUGAUUCCACAGUCUCUUUCCAUCGCCUGGCCUUUGGCAAUGCUUUACCUUCAUCGCUUCUUGGAAAGAACGCCAUCCUGACUGAUGAUUACGGGAGCAGCGUAGUUCCUUUCUUGCCAAAACGUUUGACCUACAAACCUGGCUGGAUGGCUUUGAUUCCCGAUGGCAAAACCUUCAACUGGUAUUUCCAGAAUGCCGGCCAAGUUACCAAUAUCUCCUAUCUUGCCACUUUCUAUGGGUUCAAGAGUUCGGAUUUCGUGAUAAUCUCCCACAAUUUCACUCAGCGUCCAGAUAUGUUCAACAUUGUGGACACCAGGAACGAGUCGAGCCAUCCUCUGAACUGGAGUGCGAAUGUCAAUGGAGACUGGUAUUUUGAUGACAAUACCACAACCCUUACUUACCUAAUGUCUGGCACAAAGAAUCCCCGGAAAAGGCGUAGCACCAGCGUGGACCCAUCGGUGUUGGACAUCAAUGUGAGGUUCAACGUUUACAGCUGCUUCUUCAAGGACUGCAAUCCCCCCAUUCCCCCCACAGUGGCUCCACUCCCGGACACAAGACCUGGCAAUUUUGACUUGUGGUCCAACGUCUCGUUCUGGAAGUCUUCAGCGGAGAACAACUACACGGUCCCCAAAGAAGGUGCCAAUGUUGUGAUUCCAGAAGGCCGAUGGGUAGUGAUGGAUGUAAAUAUCCCCACCUUGAACAAACUUACUAUUUACGGAGUUCUGGAAGUGCCAAAUAACAUCACAAGAAAUAGCACGGCGGCCACAAACACAACCAGACAAGUAAUUGUGAGAGCGACCUACAUAUCAAUUCAGGGUGGAAAACUAAUAGCGGGCCAAGAAGAUGAACCUUUUCCAGAUGAACUUCACAUCAUUUUAGUAGGGAACCAGCGGACACCAGAGUGGCCCCUGCCAAAUGGGCCUAACCAGGGGGCAAAGGUUUUAGGUGUCUUUGGGAUAUUGGACCUUCACGGGAAGCCUCACGCCGUGUACCGUACGAAACUCGCAGAGACAGCAGAAGCGGGCUCUGACGUGAUCUCGGUGGCCGAAGCAGUUGACUGGCAGGUUGGUGAUGAUGUGCUGAUCACUACUACCAGCUAUGACCCCUGGCAGACAGAAACAAGAAAGAUCAUCGCCAUUUCAACAGACAUGAAGAGCCUAACUCUGAAUGAAUCGCUUACCUAUAAACACAUCGGUGAAGCCUACAAUGUGAGCGGUAGCGAUCAGGAGUACAGACUGGCCGGCGACGUGGGACUUCUGAGUCGCAACAUCAAGAUCUACAGUGAAGAUUACCCCGGCUGGUACCAGGAAUCCUAUGGCGCCCGAGUGUUGGUUGGGACCUUCUUUGAGAACUUGCAGUACACAGGAACUGCCAGAAUUAGCGACGUUGAAUUCUACCACAGUGGCCAGGAAGGAUUCAGGGACUACCCGGACCCCCGAUACUCGGUGGCUUUUGUUGAUGUUGGAGAGAUUUCUGCAAACGCUUCUUCUUACAUCAAAGGCUGUGCUUUCCACCAAGGGUUUUCUCCAGCAAUUGGCAUCUUUGGCACCAGCGGCCUCAGUGUCCAAGACAAUGUCAUCCAUUUCACCGUUGGAGAAGGUAUACGCGACUGGGGAAUUAGAAGCAGGAUACAAAGAAACCUUGUCGCUUUGUCGGUGUGGCCAGGAACGUAUCAAGACAGACUGGAGUUAACAAACUCCCUGUGGCAUGCGGCCAUUGAAGUGAACAACGGCAUGAACAGCAUCCUUCAAGAUAACAUCGUUAGCGGAUUUGAAAGAAUUGGAUACAGAAUUAAUGGAGAACCUUGCCCAGGUCAGCUCAACCCCGUUGAAGCCUGGCACAACAACGAGGCCCAUGGAGGCUUGUAUGGGGUCUACAUGAACAAAGACGGGUUGCCAAAUUGUUCCUUUGUGCAAGGAUUCAUUGCCUGGAAAUGCUGGGACUAUGGAAUUUAUUUCCAGACGGAGAUGAGCAUGCAGGUCUCCAAUGUGACGCUGGUGGACAACGGAAUGGGCAUCAUGCCAAUGAGCUAUAAACCGCCAUCUGUAUCUCACAGCUAUUCAGACAAAACAAUUGAGAUCAAGAACUCUCUCUUUGUGGGCAGCAGUCCUAACUUUAACUGUUCAGACAUUCUCACCAACAACGAUCCCAACGUCCAAAUUACGGUGGCGCACAGGAGCACCAGGCCUCUUCAAGGUGGAAGAAGUGGCGUUUGCUGGCCCACCUUUGCCUCUGCACACAAUCUUUCUCCUGGUCACCCUCACGCUGGACUGAUGUCCUACAACGCUAUCAGUGGACUGAUGACUGUAACAGAUUCCACUUUUGUUGGCUAUAGAAACGUUUGCUCUGGAGAGACAAAUGUAAUGUUCAUAACCAACCCAGAAAACGAAGACCUGCAGCACCAGAUAUUUGUACACGGCCUAACGCUGAUCAAUAGUACAGAAGACGCCAAGGUUUUCAUCCACAGAGCGGAUGUAGGUAAGGCGAACCCCUCUGACUGCGUGGAUAUGGUUUGUGACGCCAAAAGGAAAACCAUGCUCAAAGACCUGGACGGAUCCUUCUUGGGUCAAAACGGGACUGUCGUCCCCCAAUCCGAGUAUCAGUGGAAUGGCGACCCUCGCGAUGGUCUCGGAGACUACAGAAUUCCAAAAGUCAUGCUGACCUACUUGAACGGCAGCCGCAUUCCUGUCAACCAAAUUGCACCAAACAAAGGUAUUAUCAGAGACCCCAGUUGCACUUACAUGGCAAACUGGCAAAGCUACAAGUGCUUCACUCUCGACUACGAGAUGCUGGUGAUCGAAAGUCUUGACAGCGACACGGAGACCCGGCGACUCUCUCCGGUGGCAGUGCUUGCGGACGGCUAUGUGGACCUCAUCAAUGGUCCUCAAGAUCAUGGCUGGUGUGCAGGCUACACGUGUCAGCUGAGAGUUUCUUUGUUCCACAGCAUCGUGUCCACCGAUACAUCCUAUUCCAUUUAUUUCACCAGCACUAGUCCUCAGAAUCUUCGACUGAUGCUACUAAAUGCCGACGACACCAAGGUACUUCGAGUGGCUAUAUUCUACUCUGAUCCUCAGCGUUUAGACAUCUUUGUCAACAACUCACUGGUUGCUCCCACAAAUGCUGUAUGGAACAGCGAUCACUCGGACUACACGCUGAACGCGCCCACAUACCCAGAUGAAUUUGUCCCAGAAAUGAACUCCACCAUCUCAGGAUCAAACUACUUUGAUGAAGACUACAAAAUGAUUAACAUCUUAAUCCGAGGCUCCACUCCCAUCGAGAUCCACACUGCGCCAGUCCUCUUCAUCUCCUUUGAAAUGCCGUCCAUAACCGUGGAACAGUUUUAUGGUCCAAGCCUUGUUCAAAACCUUGCCACCUUCUUGAAAAUCCCAGCAAAUAAGAUAAAAAUAACAAAAAUAGUGCGAGCGAGCAGCCGCCGGAGACGAAGCACAGGGAUAUCUGUGCAAAUGCAGAUAUCGAACCCACCAGUCCAAGAUUUAAACCAGAAUUCAUCUGCAGGGACACUGCAAGUUCAAGACCUGAUGAACCUCGGCAAUGUAAUUGGGAAGGAAGCCCUUAAUGGAACCCUCAGCUCAGCAAUUGGCUUUGUCGUUCAAUCUGUCGGUAUCAUCAAUCCAACCCCUAGUCCAAGUGACCCAGCAUGGAGUAAGCUUACAUCAGCUCCAGUGACUAGGAACAGCCAAACUCCACAACAUCUCUCUACUCUUGCCGGUUUAGUGAUCGUCACACAACCAAUGGCAGGACAGACAAGUGGGCUGCUGACUCAACAGCCAUGCAUUAUGGCUGUGGACAGUUCUAGUAAUUGUGUGUCGGUAGGAGUGACAUCGUUUGUAAUUACAGCAAGUCUUAUAAACUCCAAUAACCAGAUCAUAGCAGGACUGCAAGGAAACGUCACCAUCCCCUUCUCCGGCUGCUGGGCUAAUUACACAGACCUCUCCCUCACAGUCAACGGAACCAACCUGAAGAUUUCAUUUACGAUGAACAAUAUUCAGUCCCAGUCGAGGUCCUUCACACUGAAUGGACUGACGGCCCCGGCAGCUGCCACGUCGGGCAGUGGAACAACACCGACCACCACCACCACCACCACCAUCACCGGGUCGAACAUCUCGAGUGGAGCUCCGCGGCCCGAGGCUCUUUUUGUCCUAUUCCUUCUGUAUUAUGUGUGCGGCUUUCUCUUUAGGGAAUGAAUUCUGAUCACGCUGCUUUAAGGAAAUUAGCCUUUAAUGUUUGAGUUUGAUUACAAAAUCUGGAGUGCAAAAUCCAGACAUUUCUGUUUCUCAAUAAAUUAAAGCUCGGAUCAGGUCAAUAGGGUGGCAGAUUACCAUUUCUGAAUGUAAACUGAAAUCUUUCUUAAUACGUAUGUAAUACAUUUGCUUUCUGUGUAAACGUUAAAUGUAGCUCUUACUUUAUGUUAAUUGACUUUUAAAUUUUAAAGACAAUAAUAAAAAGAAUGUAUUUUACAUGAAUGUUUAGUAUUGUGGACCCGGCCCGGACCCAGACAGGCAGACAUGUUGUUUUCCACCACCACACGUUUAUUUACAACAAUAUUUACAAGAUUAAGUGCACAACAAACCCCAACACACACAGUCCUGGCCAAACAAUGGCUUCUCUUCGGGCCGACUCCACACUCCUCUCCUGCCUCAUCCUGCUUCCACCCAACUCCAGCCCUGAAAGAAGGGAGACGG